Messenger RNA from Hyalella azteca, 1232 nucleotides. RefSeq lists its product as uncharacterized. The transcript is spliced from 4 exons. NCBI's taxonomy places the organism in Eukaryota, Metazoa, Arthropoda, Malacostraca, Amphipoda, Hyalellidae. Gene Ontology annotation, molecular function: GTP binding; GTPase activity. The annotation marks the transcript as partial. The record is from RefSeq and is a predicted model, not a curated record. Gene Ontology annotation, biological process: protein homooligomerization; endoplasmic reticulum organization.
GUUAUAGAAAAGAAUCUCUAUCAUAGGUGCAAGGAACCAUUAGAUAGCGUUGCUUUGAUUAUCAUCUACCAGAAAAGAUGUCUGCUGUCGAAGACACUUGGUACUCUGCAUCCGAGUCGGGCGCCUCUGCGGACAGUACGCCCGUUCGGAAAUUCGGCAGCAGUAGACGGGAAUAUAAUCAUUAUAAUCAAAAGAAUGCUGCUCCUGGAGUUGCGUGGAAGACACACAAGCCUACGACCAAAAGGAAUUCCUUUGACUUGGAAGAACAAUGUGACUGGGAUGACGGAAUUAAUAAUUGGGGUCUCCCCUGCCAAGAAUCAUUCCCUUUCGAAGCCAAGGCUUUACAGAGGAACAACCUGGGUCAGGACCAAAGAUCUUUCGAAAAACUCUCGAAGAAAAGUCUCCCAGCUAAUUUCAAGUUCACCGGCGAUCACACAUCGCAUCACCCGUCUUCGCCCAAUGGCGUGAGCACUCAUAAUGCACAUGGUAACUCAGAUGUCGAAGAGGUGAAGGCUCCUCAUCGCACUAAAGUUUCUCAGAAGGCCGUCAAAAAGUUGAACCAUGAGUUACCACCUGCGAAGUUGAACAAAUCAACCGUCGAGUCGACACGUGAGAAGUUGAACAAGUUUGCUCAAGAGUCGCCUCCUGAGAAGUUGAACAAGUUUGCUCAAGAGUCACCUCCUGAGAAGUUGAACAAGUUGAAGCACGAAUCGCCACCUGAGAAGUUGACGAACAAGUUGGGCGCUGGCAGCAAAGUUCUGGUGAACGGUUCAGCGUACGGCAGGAGCUCAGCUUCUGCUGAAGAAUGGAGCACCAUGCCAGCCAGACUCUCCCCCGGCACGCCUCUGCUGCCGAUGACGUUGGACGCUGCAGCGCCCGCCCCCGCCGGCCACCCCGUCCCCAUCCUGAUCCAGAACGAGGAGACGGGCGUGUUCGAGCUGGACGAGGACGCCCUCAAGAGCGUCCUGCUCGCCCCGGGCGUCGAGGACAAGCAUGUGUGUGUCCUCGCCGUCGCCGGUGCCUUCAGGAAGGGCAAGAGCUUCCUGCUGGACUUCCUGCUGCGGUACUGCGUCAACAGGGACGGUGAGGACUGGCUGGGAGACCCGAGCAGUCCCUUACGGGGCUUCAAGUGGCGUCAGGGCAGCAAGAGAGAGACCACAGGAAUCCUCGUGUGGAGCAAACCCUUCCUUGUCAGGAGGAAGACUGGCGAGGAGAUCGCGGUGAUUCUGAUG